AUGACAUUAGUCAUGAGAAACCACUCAACUGUAACAUCAUUCAUCAUACUGGGAUUGACAGAUGACCCACAACUGGAGAUUCUCGUUUUCAUCUUUCUGAUGAUCACAUAUAUGUUAAGUGUAAUGGGGAAUCUGACUAUAAUCAUUCUUGUCUUGGUGGACUCCCACUUAAAAACAGCUAUGUAUUUUUUUCUUCAAAAUUUCUCCUUCUUAGAAAUCUCAUUCACCACUGCCUGUGUCCCCACAUACCUAUACAUCAUAUCAAGUGGGGACAGAACUAUCACCAUCAAUGCCUGCUUCUGUCAAAUAUUUUUUAUUGUCCUCUUUGGAGCUACUGAGUUUUUCCUUUUGGCUGUGAUGUCCUAUGACCGUUAUGUAGCCAUCUGCAAACCCCUGCACUAUGUGACCAUCAUGAACAGUAGAGUCUGCAGGAAUCUCAUCUUAUGUUGUUGGGUAUCUGGCUUCUUGAUUAUUCUCCCCCCUCUCAGCUUGAGUGUCCACCUGGAAUUCUGUGACUCUGUUAUUGACCAUUUUGUCUGUGAUGCUUCUCCACUACUAAAGAAUUCAUGUUCAGACACAUGGUUCAUUGAACAGAUGGUUAUAGCCUGUGCUGUGCUGACCUUCAUAGUGACCCUGGUUUGUGUAGUUCUGUCCUAUGUCUACAUCAUUAGGAUGAUUCUAAGAUUAUCUUCUGCCCAUCAAAGGAAAAAAGCCUUUUCUACCUGCUCUUCCCACAUGAUUGUGGUUUCCAUCACUUAUGGCAGCUGCAUUUUUAUGUAUGUCAAGCCUUCAGCUAAGGAUGAAGUGACUCUUAAUAAGGCAGUUUCUCUGCUUACUACAUCAGUUGCCCCUUUGUUAAAUCCCUUCAUUUAUACUCUAAGAAAUAAACAAGUAAAGCAAUCUUUACAUGACACUCUUAGGAGAUUUGUGUUUCAGUCAAAGAAGUAACAGGACAGUAUAUUGGGAACUCAAAUGAACAUAAAAGAGAUUACCUUGAGUUGGGCGGUAGUGCAGUGGGUUAAGUGCACGUGGUGCGAAGAGCAAGGACCAGCGUAAGGAUCCCGGUUCGAGCCCCUGGGUCCCCACCAACUGGGGACUUGUUUCACAAGCGGUGAAGCAGGUCUGUAGGUGUCUAUCUUUCUCUCCCCCCCCGUCUUCCUCCCCUCUGUCUUCCUCUCUCCAUUUCUCUCUGUCCUAUCCAACAACGAUGACAUCAAUAACAACAACAAUAAUAACUACAACAACAAUAAAAAAAGGGCAACAAAA
Erinaceus europaeus (western European hedgehog) is the source of this 1266-nucleotide messenger RNA. RefSeq names its product olfactory receptor 6C2-like. Bases 1 to 948 code for a protein of 315 amino acids. NCBI's taxonomy places the organism in Eukaryota, Metazoa, Chordata, Mammalia, Eulipotyphla, Erinaceidae. Gene Ontology annotation, cellular component: membrane. Gene Ontology annotation, molecular function: G protein-coupled receptor activity; olfactory receptor activity. The transcript has a single exon. The record is from RefSeq and is a predicted model, not a curated record. Gene Ontology annotation, biological process: G protein-coupled receptor signaling pathway.